GACCCGAUGGCACAAUUAACUGAACCCAAAGAGGGUCUAGGUAUGGGUCGGGUGCGAGUCGAUUUCUGCAUCUUUGGGGCAGAAAGGUGAAAACUCAAUUCCUCUUCUGUACAUGGAAGAUCCAUCAACUCAAUGUAACAUCCCCUCACUAUCCUCUGCCAUGUCCAGGUACUUCUCUCUCAUCACCCCACUCUCUCUCUUCCCUGCAGCAAAAUCCAUUCACACCACCACCACUCUUCUCCAGCGGAAACCCAACCAUGGCCCCCCAUUAACCCAAACCCAACUCAUAGAAACGCUCUGUAGAAUCCUCAUUCUCAAUCGCCUUGAAGCCAUUAGCCAUCUCUCCUUUGAUUUCUCAGAUGAAUUGGUUGAUGGGGUUCUCAGAAAACUCAGGCUUCGCCCUGUUGCCAGUUUAAAUUUCUUCAAGAUUGCACAGCAACAACAAAAAUUCAGACCCAACUCACUAUGUUACUGCAAAAUCAUUCACAUUUUAUCGAGAGCGAAAAUGUUCAGUGAGGCUCGCCAGUACCUUAAUGAAUUGGUUUCUUUUUCUACCUCUAAAUGCUCAGAUUCUCUGGUUUUUUAUGAGUUAUUGGAUGUUUUCAAGGAAUUCUCAUUCUCUCCAACUGUUUUCGAUAUGCUUUUUAAGUUAUAUGCUGAGAAAUGUAUGUUAGGAAAGGCUCUCCAUGUGUUUGAUAAUAUGGGAAAGUUUGGCUUUAGCCCAAGCUUGAGAUCAUGUAAUAGUAUAAUCAGUGCUUUGAUUAGGAAGAAUGAGAAUCAUACUGUGUUCCAUGUUUUCGAGCAAAUGCAGAGAAUUCGGAUUUUUCCUGAUGUGUACACUUACACCAUGGUUGUUAAUGCUUAUUCUAAGGAUGGUAAAAUGUGUAAAGCUGUAGAAUUAUUAGAGGAAAUGGAGAGAAAAGGUUAUGAACCAAAUCUUGUUACUUAUAAUUCUCUGAUAAAUGGGUACUCUAAUUUAGGAGAAACUAAGGCAGCUCUCAGGGUUUUUUAUUUGAUUUCUCAAAGGGGCCUUGAACCCAGUGUUAUUACAUUCAAUUUAUUGAUUAAAGGAUACUGUCGAGAAGGUAAGAUGAUAGAAGCCGAGAAAUUGCUCAGAGAGAUGAAGGAGAAAUAUUCUCUGGUUCCUGAUGAAGUUGUUUAUGGUACAAUUUUAAAUGGGUAUUGCUUAAUUAGUAAAUUGGAAGACGCAAUUAGGGUUCAGGAUGAGAUGUUGGGCUCGGGACUGAAGGCAAAUAUUGUUACUUCAAAUACAUUACUUAAUGGGUUCUGCAAGAUUGGCAUGCUUAAUGAAGCAAAGCAAUUAAUUAGGGAUAUGGAAAUUCGAGGACUAGUUCCUGAUUCAUACAGCUAUAACACUCUCCUAAAUGGGUUUUGCAAGGAAAAGAGGUUUAUGGAGGCAUUUAAUCUUUGUGACGAGAUGCUUAGCAGAGGGGUUGAACCCACUGCCUUAACAUAUAAUACACUUAUUAAAGGCCUGUUUCGUGUGGGAGAUAUUGAUGAGUCCUUGAAACUUUGGCAAAUGAUGAGGGAACGAGGGAUAAAUCCAGAUGAGGUUACCUUGAGCACUUUACUUGAUGGGUUUCUCAAAUUGGGGAAAUUUGAAGAAGCUUGGAAGCUAUGGGAGCGAAUGUUAGUAUUGGGCCAUGCCAAGAAUCAAGUCACUUUCAAUACUAUGAUUAAUGGGUUAUGUAAGAAGGGGAAAUUGUGUGAGGCUGAGGAGCUCCUGGAUAGAAUGAGAAACUCUGGAAUUUUGCCUGAUAGUAUAACAUAUAGAACUCUUAUUGAUGGUUACUGUAGAGAGAAGAAUAUGGUAAAAGCUUUAGAAGUCAGGGAAGAGAUGGAAAGGAAAGGAAUUAAACCUGCAAUUGAGAUGUAUAAUAGUUUAGUUGGUGGAUUGUUUAGUUGUGGGAGAAGCAGUCAGGUGAAAGAUGUCAUGGCUGAUAUGGAGAAGAGGGGGUUGAAUCCUAAUAUUGUGACUUAUGGUGCUCUCAUUGAUGGGUGGUGCAAAGAAGGAAGGCUAGAUAGAGCUUUUAGUGUCUAUUUUGAAAUGGCUGAGAUGGGUUUUACUCCAAAUCUGAUAAUUUGUAGCACAUUGCUCAGUGGCCUCUAUAGACUUGGUAAGAUAGAUGAAGCAAACAUGGUGUUGCAGAAAAUGUUGGGCAUUGAUCUCUCUCUCGGAGAUGCACAUUAUGGAAGUUUUGUAGAGCUCCAAUCUGUGAAUCUUAAUUCACAGAUGACGGUGAAAAUUCGUGGGCUAACUAAUGGUGGUAAUCUUUUGCCCAAUCUCAUUGUGUACAAUGUUGUUCUAGAUGGGCUCUGUAAAUCAGGGAGAGUGGAAGAUGCAAAGAGAACGUUCUCAGAGUUGUUGAAAAGGGGCUUUAUUCCUGAUAACUUCACAUAUUGUACUCUUAUCCAUGGCUGUUCAUUGGCUGGUAAUAUUAAUGAAGCUUUCAUGCUUAGGGAUGAGAUGCUUAGUAUGGGUAUCGUUCCAAACAUUGCUAUAUAUAACGCUCUAAUUAAUGGUUUGUGUAAAUCUGGAAAUUUAGAAAGGGCCAUAAGGCUUUUCAAUAAGCUUUGCAUGAAAGGACUGGUCCCCAAUGUGAUCACAUACAAUACAUUGAUGGAUGGAUACUGCAAGGCUGGUAAAAUAGAUGAUGCCCUUAAGUUGAAAUCCAAAAUGAUGGAGGAAGGGAUUUCUCCUUCAGUUAUCACGUAUUCUGUUCUGAUUAAUGGUCUUUGUCAAAAAGGGGAUACAGAGGCUGCCAAAUCGCUUCUUCAUCAAAUGGGUGAAAUGGGUGUUGAUCCAAAUUUUGUGACAUACAGUACAUUAGUGCAGGGCUAUAUUCAAUCUGGUGACAUGGGUCAGAUAUCAAAGCUUUAUGAUGAGAUGCAUAUCAAGGGUCUUCUACCAGGUGUUUUGGACCAUGAAACUACAAGCCAAUCAAACAACUUUGAUGCAAGCAGCACUAUGCAUGCAUAGCAUGUCUGAAGUUGCCCGUUGAUGGGGGAACUGUAAAUAAAUAGGCGGAAAGAAAUUAUUUGCAUGGAGGUAAAAGUGUUGAGGAAGACCUAUGUGGUGGAGGAGGUGAAGAAAGAGAGGAUGGGGCAGAAACAAAAGCCAACAAGUUGUAUUCUAAUGCAUGGAUCUACUAAAGCAGUAUAUUCAGGCUUUGCGCAAGGCUUUCUGGUUUCUGCACGAGGAGUUUAUCAAUGGACAACCUUUCAUGUGGAAAUGUUACUACACUGAAUUGUCUAAUUAUUUUAGCAUCCUUUGAGCUAUCUUAGAAUAGAUUUUGGCAUCAACUGUCAUCAUUCAAUUGGUAUGUACUAGUCGAGUGCUCCAUGAACGUUCUCCAUGAACAUUACUCUUUCCCUUGGACUAGAAAUUGGAACAGGGUCUCCCUUUAGAGUAUUCAUGAACAUUCCUUGACUGAGAUUUGGAAGUUCCACUCAUAUUUUAAGCAGGAGAGUCAGAACUAAGAGAAGUGGAUUGGUUGUAAUGAUCAACAGAAAAGAAAGAAAAGGUGAACUGGUAGUGCAUGCUAUAUAGUACUCUGUAAGCUUAAAUGGUGAUAAACUCUGCAGACUUAUAUCAUCAGCACGCGUCGAGGUUUGUUCACAAUGUUCACACAAAGCAACAAGCUUCUUUGAAUUUUUUUCAUCUACUUAUGUUACAAGCCCCGAUCUAUAGCAUCCAUAGUGUUAAAUUGCCCAAAUAAUAAGCACCUAUGGUUUUAUCUUUUAUCUUACUAUUCAAAGGAUGCCAUGCACUAUCUUUUGGGGGAAUGACACGUAUUAUCCUCGACCUUCUUUCUAAUGCAGAAGAGCACUAUCUUUGCAGUUUACACCCUACAUUUUCUUGAGAAAGUAUGCAUUCACAGCAUAUGUUCAGAUGAAAUUUUACCUUCUAAUUAUUUGCCGAAUAACCUGAUCAGAUCCAAUUUCAUACUCAUUUCAUUUGUUGUUUAAUGUGCUCAAAUUGGUUCCAGGUGAAUUCCCAACUUUUGCACUCCCUGCUCAUGAAUGGCUGAAAAAGGUAUUAAGCUUCUAAAGUCAUUACGAGCAUCUCCUAAGGAUUUGAGGUGCCUUAAGUCCUCCAGUUCAUGUUUUCAAGCUACAUGAUAGACCUGUAUAUAAAAACCUGAGAUGGUAACCAAGUGCCUGUUGCCAACUGUUGCAUUCCUUGCUUAUCCAUGGGUGGAAAAAGUGUAAAUAUUCCAAUGUCAUCACUAAGCAUCUCUGAAAGAAUCAAGGUGCCUUAAUUCCUCCAGUUUAGGUUAUUAAGGCACAACUUUGAUCGGUAGAAUGCAAACAUCAGAUGAUAGUUAUUUCAGUAAAUAUGUCUUUGAUAAAUUGCUGACAUUGCUGGAAAAUGAAAAUGGCAAAGAGCAAAUGGGUCCUUUUGUAAAAGAGGAAUUUGGGGCUAUCAUAUCUUAUCAAUAGUAGAAAUCAACUCAAGGCAUAGAUGGUCAAGCUGGUGGGUGCCACAAUGGCUCGGCUCGAGUUUCAUUAUUAGCAUGGGUCGUUGACCCCUUUCCUACUGAUCUGCCUAAUAAAUUUUGUAUCAAUUUAUUUAGAUGGCGGGAAGAUAUUGGAUAUGUUAUAUGGUAUAAGAUUCUAUUUGUUUUGGGUGUCAGUUGAUUUGUGAUGGUUCCUUCUUGAUUUGUAGCGGCUCCUUGUAAAUCUUUAUGGGUUAAUGGUGGGCCAUUGAUAGAUUCA
Molecule: messenger RNA, 4740 nt
Organism: Amborella trichopoda
Lineage: Eukaryota; Viridiplantae; Streptophyta; Magnoliopsida; Amborellales; Amborellaceae
Source: RefSeq, a predicted model, not a curated record